AUGAAUUUCCCUGCCCCCAUCGCAAAGGCGACUCGAGGCUCGCCGACAUUUUCACUCGUCAACAGCUCCGAAUGCGACCCUCAAGCCAAGGCGGCAAUCUACAAACUCUACGAGCGGAAUACCAUGGUAUUUCAGGCAUGUGCUUCCGAUGCAAAAUACCAGAUUUUCCCCUUCGACGGCACCUACCCCACCUCGGAACACAUUGGUAAUAUGGCUCGGUCGCUCGCUUGCCGCGCUCUCUUCAGCUCUGCGCUGCUCGCGGGCACCCCGGAGUGCAAUGUGGGUGGCUCCCCACUCCGUGCUUCAAGUGAGACCCUCCUCAAGAUCACAGUCGAUAUUAGAAACUACCCGAUGUCUCCCGCCGUAAUUCCGAGCACGCCACGCUUCCUGCCGGGCUUCCUUGCGAUUCCAGCUCAAAACUGUAUUCGGAAUAUGCCAGCAGUUUGUACACAAUGA
Phytophthora infestans T30-4 is the source of this 456-nucleotide messenger RNA. RefSeq lists its product as uncharacterized. The coding region runs from base 1 to 456 and encodes 151 amino acids. Gene Ontology annotation, cellular component: extracellular region. NCBI's taxonomy places the organism in Eukaryota, Oomycota, Peronosporomycetes, Peronosporales, Peronosporaceae. The record is from RefSeq and is a predicted model, not a curated record. The transcript has 3 exons.